This is a messenger RNA of Manduca sexta (tobacco hornworm), 2665 nucleotides long. Its product is annotated as fumarate hydratase, mitochondrial. Gene Ontology annotation, biological process: malate metabolic process; fumarate metabolic process; tricarboxylic acid cycle. NCBI's taxonomy places the organism in Eukaryota, Metazoa, Arthropoda, Insecta, Lepidoptera, Sphingidae. Gene Ontology annotation, cellular component: mitochondrion; tricarboxylic acid cycle heteromeric enzyme complex. Gene Ontology annotation, molecular function: fumarate hydratase activity. The record is from RefSeq and is a predicted model, not a curated record. The transcript is spliced from 10 exons. Bases 301 to 1737 code for a protein of 478 amino acids.
GCUCUUGAACCGUACGCAAUCAUUCCGUGGAGGGGAAGCGACCGGUUUCAUUAGUUGCAUUGCGUUUGAAUUCACGACGUGGCUCGUUCGUUUCGUUCCUAAAUAGCGGUACCCCGCGAAGUUGCCGAUUAUAUUGGCGUGUAACUGUUUGCAUCCAGCCUUUUUGCAAUUGUCACUGGCUGUUUGUAAAAAAAGAAUUUAAAAAAUAUAAAAUCGAGUUUGGCGGGAGCGCCGUUGACGUUUUGAAAUUUUUCCUUUGCGUAUUUUAUAGUUAUCGUUUUUAAAGUUAUUAUUGUCGAUAUGGCGUGCACAGUGUGUAUGAACCCAGAGGGCAAGCCCGUGAAAAUGAGAAAAGAACGCGACACCUUCGGCGAGCUGGACGUGCCCGAUGACAGGCUGUAUGGAGCGCAGACUGUCAGGUCGGUAAUGAACUUCCCCAUCGGUGGCAUUGAGGAGCGCAUGCCUUACCCAGUGAUCGUUGCUUUCGGAAUCCUGAAGAAGGCAGCCGCUAAGGUGAACAUUGAGUAUGGGCUGGACAAGAAGAUUGCCGACGCCAUCAUCCAGGCGUGCGAUGACGUCAUAUCCGGCAAGCUGUACCGCGAGGGUCACUUCCCGCUGGUCAUCUGGCAAACAGGAUCCGGCACUCAGUCCAACAUGAACGCCAACGAGGUGAUCUCGAACCGCGCGAUCCAGAUCCUGGGCGGCACGCUCGGCAGCAAGGACCCCGUGCACCCCAACGACCACGUCAACAAGUCGCAGAGCUCCAACGACACGUACCCCACGGCCAUGCACAUCGCCGUGGCCAUGGAGCUGCGCGACCGGCUCAUGCCGGGACUCUGCGCUCUCCGGGACACGCUCGACGCCAAGGCCAAGGCGUUCGACAAGAUCAUCAAGAUUGGCAGGACGCACCUGAUGGACGCGGUGCCGCUGACGCUGGGGCAGGAGUUCAGCGGCUACGUGGCGCAGCUGUCGUUCGGCAUCGAGCGCGUGUGCGGCGUGCUGCCGCGCCUGCACCUGCUGGCGCUGGGCGGCACGGCCGUGGGCACGGGGCUCAACACGCGCAUCGGCUUCGCGGAGAAGUGCGCCGCCGAGAUCGCCUCGCUCACCGGCAUCCCGUUCGAGACGGCGCCGAACAAGUUCGAGGCGCUGGCGUCGCACGACACCAUGGUGGAGGUGCACGGCGCGCUCAACACCAUCGCCGUGUCGCUCAUGAAGAUCGCCAACGACAUCCGCUUCCUGGCGUCCGGCCCGCGCUGCGGCCUCGCCGAGCUGCAGCUGCCCGAGAACGAGCCCGGCUCCUCCAUCAUGCCCGGUAAAGUGAACCCGACGCAGUGCGAGUCGCUGACGAUGAUCGCAGCGCAGGUGAUGGGCAACCACGUGGCCUGCACCGUCGGCGGCAGCAACGGACACUUCGAGCUUAACGUGUUCAAGCCCAUGAUCGUCGCCAACGUACUGCGCUCCAUACGGCUUAUCGGCGAUGGGUGCCAGGCGUUCAACAAGAACUGUGCAGUGGGCAUCCAGGCCAACGAGGCGCAGAUCGCCAAGAUCAUGCGCGAGUCACUCAUGCUCGUCACCGCGCUCAACCCACACAUCGGAUACGACAAGGCGGCGUUAAUUGCCAAGACCGCCCACAAGGAAGGUGGCACGCUGAAGGACACUGCUAUCAAGCUAGGCAUUCUCACCGCUGAGCAGUUCGACCAGUGGGUCAGGCCGGAGGAAAUGCUGGGACCCAAGUAAACGCGCCACAGACGUUGUUAGCCAUGAGGCGGUGAUUGCCAACAGAAAACUCCCAUCAAACUAUUGGAACCGCUAAAUAGACCCGUAAAAUGCUGGUAUCUCGGCAAACUAUUGUGCGCCAAUUUAAAAUGGAAUUAUUCAUCAUAUAUUUUAUCAAUGGAGUUUUCACAAACACUGCCCUACACAAAACUGAUUCGAAAGUAUUGUUGAACUAUUUAAUAAAACUGUAAUGAUGUCCUUUUUGUAUAGUUAUACAUUAUUUUUUUAAUGAUAUUGCUUGUAGAGUGGAUGGCAAUAGUCUUGUAGAUUUGUUAUUUGAAACCAAGCUUAUGAGAAUAAUGUACAAAUAUAAAAUUAUCUGUUUAUUUCAUAGCCUAACAAAAUGAUUUGUUAGUAUGUGAUAGAAACUCUCGGCGUCAGCUGACCAAUGCAUUUUGUUUUAUAAUAUUUAAAUUAGUCAGUUAUAUAAUUAAAUGCCUUCAUACAUGUAAGGUAAAUCUCUGUUAUCUUUGAGGUAGUUAAAACCGUCAGUCCAACUUUACUUGAAGUCUAAGCCUUAUUGUAAUUGCAAACAUCGGAUAGAAUCUUCGAGAACCCCAGAUAUAUUUAUUAAAAUUCUUCUGUACUUAACAAAAACAGUAUCUUUGGCACUGGUAUCUGUAGGAAUGUGUAUGAUCAAAUUUAUUUUAUGUCUUCAUUUGUCAUAAUGCUGAUACAAAAAUAUAGUUCCUGAUAACUUACGGUGUACCAGAUACUGGUUGCAAUUAUGCAAUUAUAAUCUACCAUUAAGUUCUCAUGUAAAUUCCAUGUAUUUAAUAUUCAGCCAAGUCAACAUGUACAACGCCUCCACUGUGUAAGAUCGUUGGUAUUGUCUCAUGUACAAUUUACAUUUUAAUGUACGUUAUAUAAAUAAAUUAUUAUAUGAAGA